Molecule: messenger RNA, 1356 nt
Organism: Helobdella robusta
Lineage: Eukaryota; Metazoa; Annelida; Clitellata; Rhynchobdellida; Glossiphoniidae
Exons: 5
Coding region: 1-1356 (451 amino acids)
Source: RefSeq, a predicted model, not a curated record
AUGUACAUCGUGUACAAGUAUACAAUAUACAGCGAUCUAGAUGCAUUAAAUCUAGAAAAAGAUGAUAAAAUAAAGCCAAACAGUUCUGGAAACUCUAAAAAGGACAAAAUUAGUGAUUUAAUACUAACAAUAAAAACUAUUCUGAGCAACAAAAUUGAAAGCAAAUUGCCUCAGUAUGCUGCUCUCAACCUUUUUAAAAUUCCAAGCUCAAAAAAAGCUAAAUUUGAGUCAAUUCUUGACGAAAAGUUAAAAAAAUUAGAAGAACUAUUUAUUGAAGAAAGAAACAUCUUCCGAGAAAUAGUAAAUGAUGCGGCUAUUAACAAUAGCCCAAAAGUAGAAAGAAAGCAGCAAUCCGAUUGCAAGACCGAAUCGAGCAAGCAAUCUGACUGGUCAGAGAUUGUAAAACGUAAAAUUAAAAAGAGCUCAAAUGUUCAACACGUGGCGAAUGUUCAACACGUGGUGAAUGUUCAACACGUGGCGAAUGUUCAACACGUGGCGAACAUCAACAUGUUGAAAACAAAGAAAAAAACACACAACACUAACAUAGCAAAUAUGAAAACAGUUAUAGGCACCCAAACUGAUAAACAAACAAAUUUGAAAGUGAUGAAACCUUCGCCAAAAAGAAAAGUUUUUUACGUUGGUCGAUUGGACCAACAAUGCACUGCAAAAGAGUUAAGCGAACACAUAAAUGGAUUGAAAAUUGAGGUGCUUGGUUGCUCAGCAAUCAAAAACUCAACUUUUAAUCGCCGCUCAAAGCAAGCUACAACAUCGAUCAACACACAAAACACGAACUCUGACAAAAUCGAUGUUCAACAGACAAGCGCUGCAUUCAGAGUUUGUAUUUAUGAAACAGACUCAGCUGAGUUCAUGAAUGCAGAAAACUGGCCAGACCAAAUCAUCGUCCGCGAAUGGUGUUUCAAUGAUCCGUCGGCAAAUGUUGUCAAUGACCUCUCUCAGGAAAUAAACAGCACAACAUCGUUUGUGGAAUUUUUCAAUAAGCACGAGCAACUCACUUCAACACCAACUAAAUCAAACAACACAACCAACAACAAUGUCAUCAACAACAACAUCCCGACCAAAUGUAACCAGAACUCAACUAAUGCUCACCAGCCAGGCAAGAAACACUUGAGAUUCAAGCCAUCGUUGGAGGAGUGCAGAAAAAGCAAACGAGGCGGAGGUGUUGGUGUGUUCAUAAAGCAUGACAUCAAAUAUGUUGUAAAUGAUAACAGUGCAUUUGAUGAUGAAAAUGUCGACGUUCUCUGUGUGGACAUUGAAUCGGGGCAUGCUUCAUCUAGGGGUGUGCUAAAACCCUCUCACUUCAAAAUUGGCAUUCAGUUAAAAACGAGAAUAAUAUAG